Prunus avium (sweet cherry) is the source of this 1559-nucleotide messenger RNA. RefSeq lists its product as uncharacterized. The record is from RefSeq and is a predicted model, not a curated record. Lineage: Eukaryota; Viridiplantae; Streptophyta; Magnoliopsida; Rosales; Rosaceae. Gene Ontology annotation, molecular function: mRNA binding.
UAUAUUAAGAAAUCGAUCAGAAUUUUAGUACAACAGUUACUUGCAGAGCACGUGAGCUUCUCUGAGAUCGAGAAGAUGAGAAAUUGAGAAUGGCGGUGAUGCAUUUCCAGCGCAAACCCUCGGAAUUGGAGCACUAGUGUUAAGUCUCUUCUUCGCCAUUGCCAUUUCUCAUCUCAGACCUUAGAUUGACGCUUCUUCCUCCGCGAUUUUCAUCCAAAACCUAAUUCUGUGAUUGCAUUUGAGCAGAGCAUAGCAAAUUGAUGGAAGGUUUUCACAGCAACUCGAAAAUGGCGAAACUGCGCAAAGGAAACUUGGAGAAUGUGGACCUCAACUCGCCAUUGUUCAGGUACUUGUGCGCUCAAUCUCAGUGUCAGUCGCCGAUGGACGCCUUGAAGCAGCGUCGUCGCCACCUCUCGCCGCUCUCGCCUGUGGAGAAUCUGAUGGAGAGGUCGCCGCCUUCGAUAGUUUAUAGAACGCCGGUGAGAGGGGUGCAGAGGGAGGAGGUUCUGGUCAUGGACGGUGUUUUGGUCACCGGAGGAGGAAGGAGCUCAAGGUCUGCUUCUGAUCUGUUGUCAUCUUCAUCUUCUUCUGAUUCUUCGGGGAAGAUUCUGUACAAGACCGACCUUUGCAGGUCCUGGGAGGAUUCUGGAAGCUGCCGCUACGCCUCCAAAGGCCAGAUUGCACCAGGAAAAGAAAAGCCACGCCCAACUCGUUUCCCUGUCAAGAACAAAUCUGAGGCACUGAUGUGCAAGUCAUACACUGGCACAGGAUUAUGCACACCCAGCCCAAAGUCUCAUUUUGUCCAUCCGGUCAUGGCCAUUUCUGUUACAGAAGCAGCAUCAGCCACAACACAAGCAGCUUCGUCGACUGCACCCAAAGCCACCAUGAAGACUCCCACUACUACCAUCAGCUUCCUGGACUGGUCACCUCAAGAUGAUGGCAUUGAGGUUGUGUUGCCGUAUUCUUCAACUGGAACACCUCCAUCAAGGGAAGAUAUAAGUUCCUACAUCACUGAUGUUCUUUAUGGUCCCACUACAAGAAGGAUAUUACCAGUGUUUGCUGAAAUUUUCCCAGAGUAGUAUCGAUCCGAUUUGUGUAGAGAAGCCACUUUCGCUUGAGACCAAAGGUAUAAUAUGUACAUUCCUCCUGUUUGUUUCAGAUACAUACUUGGUUCCUUGAAACCUUAAUUUUUCAAACUUGCUGCUCACAAUCUAGUAUGUGAAUGGGGUUAGAUUGAGCACAAAUUGUUGACCUUUGCUGGUGCAGAAUUACCACAGUACUUGCCAACUAUAGUGUAUAGCUUUUCAAUGGUAUUAGGCAUAAUGUCGUACUUAGAAAUUGAUAAAGACAAUGGACUUGAAUCUUUCUGUUGCGUGUUGAGAAUCAACACGUGUGUAUGAAUCAUGUGUGAUGGCGCGUAGUUGCUUGCAGAUUGUGAUGCUGGCAUUGCAUCUGGUUAUAUAUGGUAGAAAGAAUCACAUCUUGAGAAACAACAUAAUGGUCUAGUUACAUUUGGGAGAUUUUUUAUAUAUAUAUUUUGUGUGUAAGAAUUUGGGGGA